Eruca vesicaria subsp. sativa (arugula) is the source of this 990-nucleotide messenger RNA. The record is from the annotation of a GenBank genome assembly. NCBI's taxonomy places the organism in Eukaryota, Viridiplantae, Streptophyta, Magnoliopsida, Brassicales, Brassicaceae.
AUGACGGAGAACGCUAUAACUGAGUUCUUGAAACUCUCUCCCUGUGGUUUCCCUUCAUUGACUAGGCUAUCUUUACAAGGAACGUUUUGUUUGACAGAUAAUGCGUUGGCUUUGGUAUCUAAAUCAACUCCUCUGCUUUGGGUUGUUAACCUCUUUGAAUGCUCGCUUCUCACUUUCCAAGCUGUUUGUAUUUUGCUUGGUGCCGUUCAUGGAAUCGUUGAGUCUCUGUUCAGAAGGUACACCGAGAACGGAAUGAGUGAAGAGCUGGCUUACAAGAACACAGUAGAAUGCAUCACAAGAACAAUCUCGAGGACCAUCUCUACUCAGGGAAUGUUGGCUGUCUACAACUCUUUGUCUGAAGAAGGCAAAAAGGAUUUCGAGACUGCAUACAGUGCAUCCUUCUAUCCUUGUAUGGAGAUUCUAUAUGAAUGUUACGAGGAUGUAGCUGCUGGUAGUGAGAUCAGGAGUGUUGUCUUAGCUGGUCGUCGCUUCUAUGAAGGCUUGCCUGCAUUCCCAAUGGGAAAGAUUGAUCAGACAAGAAUGUGGAAGGUUGGUGAACGUGUCAGGAAGUCAAGACCAGCUGGUGACUUAGGUCCGUUAUAUCCCUUCACUGCUGGAGUUUACGUUGCCCUUAUGAUGGCUCAGAUUGAGAUCUUGAGGAAGAAGGGUCACUCGUACUCAGAGAUCAUCAACGAGAGUGUGAUUGAGUCUGUUGAUUCUCUAAACCCGUUUAUGCAUGCUAGAGGAGUAUCCUUCAUGGUGGACAACUGCUCGACCACAGCGAAAUUGGGAUCAAGGAAAUGGGCACCGAGGUUCGACUACAACCUGACCCAACAAGCUUUGGUGGCUGUGGACAAUGGUGCACCAAUCAACAAAGACUUGAUCAGCAACUUCUUUGCUGAUCCAGUCCAUGGUGCUAUCGAGGUUUGUGCACAGCUCAGGCCUACCGUUGAUAUCUCUGUGCCUGAAGAUGCAGAUUUUGGAAUGUAA